AUGCCAAAGCCAGCCAAAGAUCAACGCUCUCCCAUGCGGACAGCAAGGCGACUCCUCGCCUCCUCUGCUUCUAGCGCUUCAGGCACCAUCGUCAACUUGAGGCUCAUUUCCAAGCCGUGCACACGGAUAAAGCUGUGCGUCGAAUACAGGAAGUUGAUCACAGCGACGAAGAAGGACGCCUUUCCAUUACCCCACAUCAAUGAUUCGCUAAACCCCCUACCGAAAUUAAACGGAUUUCCUACCCUAGAUACCGGAGAAUGCUGGCUGGUAGUGGUGCAAACAGUGGCCGCCCACAAAGGGGCGCACCAAGGAUGGCCCGGUCGCAUGUGCGCUUUGGGCGAUAAGCGUUCAGUGGAUGCAGGUCGCGUGACGAAGGGAAUGGGGGCCGAGGAGGGGGAGGAGGAGGAGGAGGAGGAGGGAGGGGGGGGAGGAGGAGGAGACAAAUGCCGAGUUGUUGAUAUUGGGACGGUGAUUGCUUCCAAUAUAGGCGCAACGUGGUGCUUACGAUCCACCGCAGGCGCUACAGCAAUGCAAUCACUGUACACAAGUAAGCAAUUCGAUGUGGCACCUUUGGUGGCACUCAAAUAUAAUCUGAUGGAUCCCAAAACCCGCACGUCCGCAGACACUUACGCCAACAUCAGCAAUCACCAUGAGGACACUAUGCGAAUGCUGAUGGCUAGCGAUUCAGAGAAAAGUGCGGUACAAGUGUGGAGGCAAUUCAUGCUGGGCCUCAUGAUUCUCCACUUCGUGUACGGCCGGUGGAGGCGGGACAGACGUCGGCGACUUGUCGCAAGACGUAUAGACUGGCCCCACAACGCAACUGCGUGUGGUAAGGCUCACUUCACGACUCUUUACGUCCUCACACAUGAAAGACGGGUUUCUUUCUUCAUCACUGCCUCUUAUCUAGCCUUUGCAGAACAACCACCUACGGCUACUGGCGGUAAAAAGCCCCCUUCAGUGGUUAGGAAUGUGUUUCCUCUAUCACCAAGAUCGCCACUACCAGGAUCGAUGGCAUCCCUUUCGCCGUUCCUGCUGCCAUUGCUUCCUCUUUCUCUGCCGAAGCCAAUGUGGAAGUCGACAGCAACGUCCGCGCCUUAUCAACCGAUAUUGAAUUGGAUAACUCACCCACCGCUAUCCAUCCCAGCGUUGUUCACUCAUGGCAAGUCUCCACUCACAGCUGAAGUCGCACUCUCCUCCCCUAUCUGCAUUUCGCCAAGUUUAACAUUAACCUACCCUUUAUUGUUAAAUCACAAAGAAACGUCAGCACCAGGACCAGAAGCUGUAGCCGAUGAAACAAAAGAAGUGGGAGUUGGGGAGGCAUCAGGAGAGGGAGGUGGUGGUGAGGAGGAAGAGAAAAUUGAGGAGUUCUUUACCGUGGGAACGGCACUGUGGCAUAACAGUCAGGAGGAAACGAUUACGGGAUUUUACUUCUUUCCCAUUACUGAUGCGUGGUGCGCGUCCCCUGACAGCACGGACACCACAUCCAGCCUGUCCUCCACUGACGAGGGCAUGUGCCGUACAGGUGGAGAGGACCCAGCGUUACCGGCGUUACCGGCACCAUGCGAGUCGAAGUCGUCGUGGGUCAAGCGUCUACGACGACGUCUAAAGCAUCUGUUCUGUUGUUGUUUUUCACCAGCAUGUGAUUAG
Echinococcus granulosus is the source of this 1647-nucleotide messenger RNA. RefSeq lists its product as hypothetical. Lineage: Eukaryota; Metazoa; Platyhelminthes; Cestoda; Cyclophyllidea; Taeniidae. The record is from RefSeq and is a predicted model, not a curated record. Bases 1 to 1647 code for a protein of 548 amino acids. The transcript has 6 exons.